Messenger RNA from Aspergillus glaucus CBS 516.65, 603 nucleotides. RefSeq lists its product as uncharacterized. The transcript has 2 exons. The record is from RefSeq and is a predicted model, not a curated record. NCBI's taxonomy places the organism in Eukaryota, Fungi, Ascomycota, Eurotiomycetes, Eurotiales, Aspergillaceae. The coding region runs from base 213 to 461 and encodes 82 amino acids.
GUUUUCUCCGGGGCAUUGGGGUAGAGUACAGUUCUCUUGUGUUCAUAAGUUGUGCGGGCGGAGAACGGCCCAACUCCAACGAAUUCUAGCGUCCGGCAUCGAAACGUCCUCCCUUCUUACAUUCUCGCCAACUCACAGCCAGACCAAACCCAUUACCAAGCAACGUUUUCCGUCGGCAAACUACGCUCUCCCAUUGGCCGAAAGCGCUUAUCAUGAAUAACAGAAAGACUCUGGGGAGGCCGGCGGGCUCCCUCAACGCCCCCAUCGCCGCCUUUACAAUGGCAAUCCUCCUCUGCUCCUACUGCAUCACUUCCAUCCGUACCGCCCGUCGUGAAUCCCAAUCUACAUACACCCCUGCCUCGCAACGAAAAAAAUCCGAAACACGGCAGCAACAGCAACUCUCCUGGGUGCAGCAGGCAUUGGAGGAACAGCGAGAAGUGGAGCAGGGGAGAAAAAGUUGAGGAUCAUCCGGUUUCCGGAUGUGGGAUUAUGAUAUCACGUGGAGAAUGAAGUCAAUGUCAAUUGUCUGAGUACAGUAACUAUCUGCUAGGAGCCUAUGAAUCACUACCAUGGUCGUGCAUUCGGUAUCUGCAAGUAAAGUCA